UGUAUCCAACAUAUAGUGCUGAUAAGAAUUAUCUUGUUAUAACAAACAACAUUCCUGUUCACAGGUUUUCUAACGUAGUGAGCUAGUAAUGUUUUAAGUGAUUGUUUAACAAAUAUUACUUCAACAAACAUUGUUGAAAGGCAUAUAAAAUGUGUAUAUGAAUUUUUAAAGUUUACAAAAUCACACAGUUUUUAGAAACCUUAAAUUAUUAAUGUGAAAUGGAUAAAUUAAUAGAAAGUGUGAUUUAAAGAUCAUGCCAUAACAAGGUCUUCAAUAUAAAGAACACUGCAUGAUGGACCUGUAGGAUUCAAUGAUUUUAUUGCUACUAUGCCGGGUAACAAAGAUUAACAAGAUAAUUCUGACCAUAGUGUUAGCAGUAUGUACAUUCUAUGUAGUGAAUGGUCAGCAAUUGCACUGUUGGCAUUGCGUGGCAGACGACUGUUCUAAAGACCCCAGUGAUAAUUAUAAAGCUUCCGAAAAAUUAUGUAGUGCUGGACAAUCAUGUCAGAAAGUUUAUUUUGAAAUGGAGGAAGAGAAUGAUGAUGGAGAAUUCAUUGCCUUACACACAUCAACUGUUCGGGGAUGCUCUCAUAACUGUAUAGAAAGAAAUGAUUUUGUAAAUUGCACGAAACAAUUAAAAACAUCACGUGGUUGUGUUCGUAAAAAUUGUUGUGAUGACGAUGAUUUGUGCAACAGUGCUAAUGAAACUUCACAUAAUUUAAUUUAUUAUAUGAUAUUGUUACUGUGUCUGUUUAGAAUACGUUCAUUUAUUUUCUUUAUGAGAACUUUGUAGCCUCUGGAACCAGUUUCCAAAUAGCUCGAUUUCUUUGUUGCUGGUGUUGUUUUCUUCAACUGUUUAUUACUUUUAAAUAACUUUUUGUCCUCUAUAUGUAUGUCCUCUGUAUGACGUCCUCUAUAUGUAUGACCUCUAUAUGUGUCCUGUUUAUAUGUACAUUAUGUCCCCUAUAUGACGUCUUCUAUAUGUAUAGCCUCUAUAUCUAAUUACUCUAUAUGAAGAUCCUCUAUAUGUAGAUAUGGCUCACAUUUAUUAAACGUAUAGUAGAAUAAAAAAAAGUUCAUUUUGUAGGUUCGAGUGUAUAAUGAAGUCUACAUCGAAAACUUUAAGGAUAAUAUUUGCUAGAUUAGUUGACUUAGCAUUCAGUUUGGUAAAUGUUUUAAAUACAUUUUCUUCCUUAAUUAAACUGUUAAUCAUUUCAAAUAUUGUUAUUUCUAAAUUUUGUUAUUGCUUAGGCUUCAGUUAUGACCGUACUUUUCUUUUUACAUUAUGUAUAUUUGCAAGUGCAUUUGUAUUGCUACCCUCGUUUUGCUUUAUAAUUAUUCAAUGUUGAACUCACAGGGUUUGGUCUGCUAAUAAAUGUUCUAUAGAAGAC
Molecule: messenger RNA, 1391 nt
Organism: Ruditapes philippinarum (Manila clam)
Lineage: Eukaryota; Metazoa; Mollusca; Bivalvia; Venerida; Veneridae
Exons: 4
Coding region: 311-793 (160 amino acids)
Source: RefSeq, a predicted model, not a curated record